Penicillium argentinense is the source of this 759-nucleotide messenger RNA. Its product is annotated as SUR7/PalI family protein. NCBI's taxonomy places the organism in Eukaryota, Fungi, Ascomycota, Eurotiomycetes, Eurotiales, Aspergillaceae. Gene Ontology annotation, cellular component: plasma membrane; cell cortex of cell tip. Gene Ontology annotation, biological process: fungal-type cell wall organization. The transcript has 3 exons. The record is from RefSeq and is a predicted model, not a curated record. Bases 1 to 759 code for a protein of 252 amino acids.
AUGAAGCUCGAUCUCAAAAGCGUCUUCCCGGCGAUCACAGCAUUCAUCGCGUUCAUUCUCACAUUAUGCUGUCUCUUUGCCGGGACACAAAAGAAUCUGCUAGAUGGGACCGACCUUCUCACGCUCUAUACCCCACAAGGCAGCGCCAACAGCACAGGGCACGACUUCUACUCCGUUCACAUCAUGUCCUAUUGUCACGGCACAUUCGAGACCAUCGAGCCGGGGAGUGAAGGCAGCGCACGCAACGUGACCGAGUGUUCAGACCGCAAGCUCUUAUUCUCCUUCAAUCCCACCGAGGCCUGGCUCGAAGACAUCUCCCACGGCCCGAACCUGGAGUGGCCCCGAGUGAUCAGCGACGACUUCCACGCUUUCCGCCUGACGACCCGGUCGAUGGCAGUGAUGUACAUAAUUGGCGUGGGAGCUAUCGGCUUCGCACUGGUGGCGCGAGUGGUUUCGCUGAUCGCUUCGCGGGUACAACAUGGACUAUUUGAAUUCGGGUUCCUGGUGCUUGGGGCUCUGAGUCUCAGUAUUGCCUCGAUUAUCGCGACAGUCAUCGCCUUUGAGUUCGUCGCCCUCAUCAACGCUCAUGGCGACGGCUCCAACGUCUCGGCCAAGUAUGGUGACAGAUUUCUUGGCAUGACUUGGGCAUCAACCGGGCUCCUGCUGGUGGGUAGCAUCAGCAGCUUCAUCAACAUCUUUGUCCGAGGCAUGCAACCUGGACCGGCGCCCGCUCCGAAGGACGAGGAAGAGGGAGACUAG